Messenger RNA from Aspergillus fumigatus Af293, 1242 nucleotides. The record is from RefSeq and is a predicted model, not a curated record. NCBI's taxonomy places the organism in Eukaryota, Fungi, Ascomycota, Eurotiomycetes, Eurotiales, Aspergillaceae.
AUGUUUUCUCCGGAGGACGAAAGUGCGAUCUCAAUGUACUCGUCUGCUGUCCUGACUCGAUUGAGUGGAAUACAGCUGACAAAAAACACCGAACAGAAACCUGGAGACUCGCAGGAACCAGGAAUUAUGUCUACAGGGAAUGUCAAUGCCUCUGUAUCCAAAGGCCUCGACAGCAAGACGAGCAAUACCUUUUCCAAUGCUUACCAGACCGGCAGUUCAAACUGUGAAGGCGAAGGGAAUAUCUUCACCAAAUGUGAGAAUCCACUUGUUCCAAGACUUUCAUGUGGACAGACUGCCUCCAAUAACUAUCUAGCAUACCAUAAUUCUUCGUUCAAGCCCAGACUAGAAGAAGGCCUUGUUCUAUCCCCCCAGUCUCUACAACUCGUUCCCACGAAGAAGAGCUUCUACCAAGGCCAAGUUAGGAAUGCACAUGCCAUGGUGAAAGAUACUCGACCUACCAAACUUUCGGCGUUUCAGCGUCUUCCCGGCGAGCUACGUUGGAGAAUCUACGACCUCGUGUUUGACGUUCACCGAGUCGAAGUCCUCCGUUUGCGGGACAAGAACCCAGAAAAUAACAUUAAGAGAGUCCAUUACCGCCUCUACCAUCGUCAGCUGCGACCUCGAGAUCCAAGAACACAUGUUGCACCCUCAAAUGAAGGACGCUUUACUUGUGCUCCCCUCCCCAUCGCGCUUCUGAUCACAUGUCGCAGCAUCUAUCGUGAUACGCUGUGCCUGUUCUACUCCAGGAUGCAGUUCAUAUUCAACACGACUCGUACCGUAAUGCGCUUUCUGAAGAUCACCAGCAAGGAAGCUCAAAUGGCGAUCCAGCACAUCGAGCUGAACCAUACCAUGUACAGCGAGCCUGCACUGCUAAAUUUCCGGUGGUACAAGUGCAUGAGCGACAUGUCGUGGUACAAUGCCUGCGAUGACCUGACUGUCUACUGCAAAUCGCUGCGUGUCCUUCAUAUCAGUAUGAAUAUUCGGGACUGGCCCAUCAGUCUUCAAGUGGGUGAGCGGUGGUCCUUGCCGCUGCUUGCCUUUGCGCGCUAUGGACCAAGACUUGACUGGGUAGAUAUUCGACUUCAAAUGGGCAGCUUCAAACAGGACCAGCUUGAGAAAGUCGCUCGGGAGAUUGAGGAACAGAUCAUGGAUCCAACAGCUUUUCAAAUUCGUGAGGAUGAACGACUGGCGAGGGAGUUGGCGGGGCCUAUCAAGGCCAAAGUUUUAAGACUUAUGUUCUAG